Molecule: messenger RNA, 516 nt
Organism: Dama dama (fallow deer)
Lineage: Eukaryota; Metazoa; Chordata; Mammalia; Artiodactyla; Cervidae
Product: synaptonemal complex protein 3-like
Exons: 5
Coding region: 1-516 (171 amino acids)
Biological process (GO): spermatid development; meiotic cell cycle
Cellular component (GO): synaptonemal complex
Source: RefSeq, a predicted model, not a curated record
AUGUUUGAUAUAGAUGAUAUUAAGAAGCUUCUUCAUGCAAAGAGAAAAAGAUUUAUAAUGAAUACCAAUGCUUCUGUCCAAAGCAUUAACCUGAUAAUUGAGCAUGUUUGGAAAACUCAGGAGCAGCAAAGGCAGAAGCUUUAUCGUGAAUAUUCUCAGCAGUUUCUGACUUUGUUUCUGGAGUGGGAUAUAAGCGUGCAGGAAACCAAGGAGGAAGAAGAAAAACUAGCUAAUUUGUUUCGUGAGCAACAAAAGAUUUUUCAAGCAGCAAGAAUUGUUCAGAGACAGAGGCUGAAAAAAUUUUUUAACUUAUACGACCAGUUCUUAAAGAGUAUGGAGGAGUUUCAGAAGGAUCAUGAACAUCUUCUGACUGAUGAACAAAGUGAAUUUAGACGAGAAAUGGCCAUGCUGCAAAACAAAAUUGUGAUGGAUGCUCAACAGCAAGAGCUGGCAAAUAUUCGGAAGUCUCUUCAAUACCUGUUCUCUGACGAUGCUGAAGACAGAACUGGAACCUAA